AUGACAAUUUUCUUCUCUACCAUCCUGGAGGCCCUCAACUAUCAUGCCUUGGAAUCACCUGAAAAGAUUGUGUUCACAUGGGUCGACAUCAAGUGCAAAGAACAGAACAAGAUCACAUUCAAGCAACUGGAGGACCAAUCCAAUGCUGUAGCUGCUCGUCUGCUCAAGCUUGGAUGCAAAAAAGGAGACCGUGUCAUGAUUGCCUAUCCCUUUGGCCUCGAGUUCUUGGCUGGUAUGUUUGGAGCCAUGAAGAUUGGAGUCAUCCCCUGCUCUAUCUAUCCACCCAACCCUAACGAGCUCAAGACUGAUAUGCCCAAAUUCCGCAGAUUUGCUCAGGAUGCGGGAGCCAAGUAUGCUCUCAGUACUUCUGCUUUUGCCACUGCCAUGACGGCAGCCAGCAUCCUCUACAAGACUGGUGUUGCGUGGAUUGGAACCGACAAACUCUCAAUUAAGAAGAGCAACCCCAAAAAGCCCAAAGAGUACGAGACAUUUAUGGGAGAACCAGGAGGCAUCUGCUUGAUCCAGUACACCUCCGGUAGUACUGGAAGCCCCAAAGGAGUCAUGAUUAGUCAUCAAAACCUAGAAGAGAAUUGCAGGGCUGGCAUUUCCGUGACUGAUCUAGACACUUCUUCUGAAGUUGCUCUAUGGGUUCCUCAAUAUCAUGACAUGGGACUUGCAGGAUUCAUGUCCUGCCUCUACACUGGGAGUCAUCUUGUGGUGGCAUCGCCCCUUGACUUUAUUGCCAAACCACUGCUGUGGUCAGAUAUGGUGGAAACAUACAUGGCCACCCAUACGGCAGCACCCAACUUUGCCUAUGCCUUACUUCUCAAGAGGCUGGAGCAGGCCAACAGGAGAGCUGACUGGAGUUGUAUGAAGGCCACAAUGUUUGGUGCUGAACCUGCACAAAACCAUGUUGUGGAAGCAGUGGCUAAAACCCUCUCCAUCCAGCCUGGGAAUGUCUAUAACAACUAUGGUCUGGCUGAAUCAGUUGUGCUUCUAACAGGUGGACCUGCCCGCCCAGAUGCUGAGGGUGUAGUAUGCUGCGGUGCUGUUGACUCCCCGACCAUCAAACUUCGAAUUGUUGAGGAUGGCAAGGAAGUCGAGAAUGGACAUGUUGGAAGCAUCUGGGCACAGUCACCACGGGUUGCUGUUGGGUACUUUGGACAACCUGAGCUAACAAUAUCAACUUUUGCAAAUGCUUUGUCAGGCUAUGAGGGUACUUGGCUAGACACUGGUGAUUUGGGCAAGGUUGUGGAUGGACAGCUCUAUGUUACAGGAAGAGCCAAAGAUCUUAUCAUCAUCAACGGCAAGAACUACUACCCAACAGAUGUCGAAUCAUCCAUUGAUGACGCCUUUGGUGACAUCAUCCGCCCUGGGCGCACUGCGGCUUUCCAGUAUGGCGAGGAUGGAAUUGGCAUCACAGUGGAGGCUCGCAAAGGGUUUGACAAGUCAGUAAACAAAGACUUGGCUAUGCAGAUAUUCAACCAGGUUUCUGAACUGCAUGGGCUGUUUGCCUGUGAGGUUGUUGUUCUCAAACUAGGUGUAACUCCAAAGACCACCUCUGGCAAGCUGAAGAGGAAUGUGAUUAGGCAGACAACUGUUGCUGGUCAUUGGAAAGGGUCUUCUGUUCUACUACAUCUCCAGCGGAACACCAUGCCUACUGUCACAAUGGAAAGAAGUAGAACCUAUCCAAGCAAUGUUCUUCCAGGGAUAGUCAUAGAAGCUGUUCAAGCCAUUGAGUGCGUCCCAACCAUGUUGGAUGUUUACUAUUCUGAGCUGAAUCUUGAUGGAAUUCCUGGGAUUUGUGAAUCUUGGUUCAAAGCUGUGAAGACAACAGAAGCAAUAAAGACCAUGUGCUCUCAAAUUUUGAAACACAUUGAGGACAAGCAACCCACAAUCUGCCAGCUCGCGCACACCCUUAGUGAAAAUACUGAUUGGAUUUUGAUUGAGGACACCAUGGAUUUCCUGUCUCAGCUUGUGCACCAAGUCUUUGUUCUUCAAUGGGUGACAACCUUUAUGAUGGAUAGCCCUGAGUGUAUGAAACAAAAGUUGCACAAUGAUGCUGAGUGGGAAGCACAGAGUCACAAUGCCCAGGCAGUUCCAGUGGAACUACAAGAGAUACUCGAAAUCCCAGACAAAGACCCAAUGUAUGGGAAGUGGCCAUUCUUCCUUUGGAUAAAGAAUAGGUCAGUGCUUGCACUACAGAAAUUAAUUCUGCAAAGUUUGGCAUCCCCAGAAGGUCCAACUAUUGACUCUCAAGUUGAAAGAAUUAACAAGCUGGUUUGCUUAAAUAUAUUGGAGGCUGUUUGGCUUGAGCAACACAAUGGGCUCACGAAUAAUUCAGAGGUAGGCAGAUUGCUGGCUACCUUUCCCAUUUUGGCAGCAAGGACCAAGUCCGACAUUGUCCUGAUGGAGCACUCCACUAGUACUUGGAAGGAUCAGUACAUUGCAUGGAACAUGCACGUGGUAGCAUGGAUUGGCGAUCAGAACUCUUCGACAUGGAUGCUGUCCAAACUACUGCUGCCCUGUAUUAUUGGAGAUGUCAAUGCAGCUUCCUCACAUGCCAGAAUAACUAGUCUAUAUCUGGUUUCACAGACAACAGGAAGGAAAAUUGAGUCCCAGAAGGUUGUCAAUAACCCAAUCUUAUCAAGAAGAGCACUACAUUGUUUUGGAAAACUCAACCUCUCCUGGGCUGAGAAGCUUGGAUUUUACCCACCACCACCACACAGCAACAAUCAAUUGGCACUAGCCAGCAAAAAUGAAAUGGCUCUCAAUGAAGAGUACUGGUUGUCCAGGUUUGACCAAUGGGGGUUGGUAAGCCUACCAGCUUGGCUCAAGGUCCCAAGUGCUGACACUCAUGUUUUAGAGGUUCCAGGACACAAUACAUGCCCAGAAAACAUUAGCAGGUACACCAACACAAUCAAGUCUGUCUUUGAGUCAGAUGUUGACCCAUCAAAGACUUGGUUUGAGAAUGGGCUCACUUCUCUCAAGAGUGCUAGGCUGAGGAACAUGGUGGAAGAAGAGUUACAUGUGGUGCUCCCAGCCAACUUUGAACAGCUCUACCCAACACCAAAUGCACUUUCAGAGUUUUUGGUUACAUCAAAGGGCAAAAGCUUUCCAAAGCAAGACAUAGACAAUCACCCAGCCAUUGUAGCAAACCCCCCAAGAAUCACAAUCAGCAAGCUACAGCUUGGGUUGAUGCAAUUCAUGGGCUCGAUCGUGAUUCUUUUUUUGGUUUUGAUCUCAAUUUUACCGUCCUACUUCCUUGCCUCAUGGGUAUUGGAUCAGUGCAUCUCAGCUGAAAGUGGACCAUAUUGGUGUCAAAUUGUUUGGAUAAUACUGCCAUUGAUCUUCCCUCUGUAUAUCCUCUUCUUCUCACUGGAUGUGGCCUUUGUCAAGUUUGUUGUCAUUGGGAUGUAUCAACAGAAACAAAUUGAGCUCCUAUCAUGGGACUACAUCCGAUGGUGGUUCAUGGACAGACUGAUCGAGGUCUGGGAGUCUUUUGUGGGACAAUUUGUUCUUGAGACAAAAUUUAUUUGGGUCUUCUACUGGCUCCUUGGGGCUGACCUAGCAUGGUCAGCCAAGGUUGAAUCAUACAUCCGAGAGUUCGACCUGGUGAAGGUGGGCAGCUAUGCCACAGUUGGGUACCCCAUUAGGUGCAGGAAAUUUUCUCUCUCAACAGGAUCAAGCGGCCCCAGGCUAACAUUCCACCCAGUCAUUAUUGGGAAAGACAGUCAGGUGUCUGGAAUGGUCAGUCUGGGGGCCGUUAUUGGCGAAGGCAGCAAGGUGGAGAAACUGUCUGUUGUUGAAGAGGGAGCAAUAGUUCCUAAUGGUGUGCUUGCAAAAGGAAAUCCAGCAUGUCAUGGUGGACCAUUUGAGCAUUCCAGAUCAGAGGUUUGGCAAGAAUCCCUUUUGGACGCUUUCAAGAUUAUGUGGAUAUUUUCAGAAGCCUACCAUUUUUUUGCACUGUCUUACUUGGUCCAUAUCACGCUCAUUCAAGUCAUGCACACAUGGCGCUAUGAGAUCAUCCUGCACUGGUUCCUCCUUUUUCAAGCAUCGUCCUUCCUUGCCCUCCUCACAAGCAUUCCACUCAAGUGGGUUUUGAUUGGUAAACGGGAUCCAUGCGACGAGUAUGGUGGUUCACUCUAUCGCCAAGCAACAAAUUGGGCAUGCGACUUCCACUUUGGUGUAGCUUCUUGGCCUCUUACUCCUUUCUUUGGUCAAACAAGGCUCUGGCACAUCAUCCUUUUCCUCCAUGGCCUUGAUGUGGACAUAGAAUCUUGCAUCAGCAACCCAUACAGGAUCUUUCUCCCGUCCAAAGUUGACUUUGUCAAGAUCCGCAAAUCAUUUGUUGCUACCAGCAACAUGGACUUAAGUAAGCGAGGAAAUGGCAAGAUUGAGAUUAUCAGCAGUAGCAUUGGUUACAAUGCGAAUCUUCGCGCAGGAGUCAAGAUCAUGCAAUCCACAAUCCCACCAAGAUCUGAUGUCUCAGAUAGCAUCUAUGAUUUAAACCAGUCCCGCAAGGCUUUCAAGUCUCGUUUCAUCAUGGAUUUGGUCCUACCUGAGGUUUUGCAAAUUCUGCUCAAUGGGAUCCUUUUCCUUUGUUUUAUACCUUCUUUUGAGAUUGGCCUUCUUGCUUUAAACAGUGGUUCAGUUGGCAUAACCUCAUGUGGUCUAGCUGCAGCCGUUGUUCUUCAAUUGUUUGUGUGGAUUCUUUUGGCACGAGCUCUUGAAACAAUCAUGUUGAUUCCAAGAAGACAUGGCCGACUCACUGGCCCAUUUGGUAUCUACAUCAACCAUGUUUGGCAAUUCCGAAAUGGAAACUGGAUGGCGAUGCUGCUCUAUGGCACACCAAUGUUUGGCUACUAUGCUAGGAUGAUGGGUGCUGAAGUUGAUGGUGACCUCUGGUAUUAUGGAAACUCUCUCUAUGAGUUCACCAAGCUCCACUUUCAUGGUGGUACGAUUGUGGAUGAUUCCCAUAUUAGUGGUCACUACAUUGAUGGCAAUGGGUUGACUUUGAAGGAUACAUUUGUGUCAGGGUUGCUUCAUCCAGGAUGCUAUGCCUCUGCUGGAUCGGUGGUUGCUGGAGAAGAGAACGGUCCAUGGAAAGUCUUCUUGAACAUUGGUUGCAGGGAAUCAAUGAAGAGUGAGUCGGACUCCGAUCGAUGUGAUUCCUCUAUUUCGUUUCCUGUGAGCAUGAGUACUACAGCUUCUGCUGCUGCUGCCACUUGCAGUAUGAUGGAGCAUUCCUGCGCCGACCCUUGA
Molecule: messenger RNA, 5265 nt
Organism: Seminavis robusta
Lineage: Eukaryota; Bacillariophyta; Bacillariophyceae; Naviculales; Naviculaceae
Source: the annotation of a GenBank genome assembly